Molecule: messenger RNA, 708 nt
Organism: Paramecium primaurelia
Lineage: Eukaryota; Ciliophora; Oligohymenophorea; Peniculida; Parameciidae
Source: the annotation of a GenBank genome assembly
AUGGAAAAUGACUUAACAUUUGUUUGUAUUAGUGAUACUCAUUGUUGUAAUAUUCCCUUACCUCCAGGAGAUGUUUUAAUACACUGUGGAGAUUUUACCAAAAGGGGUUAAAAAGAAGAAACACUUUCUUUUAUUGAAUGGUUGAUAAAAUAACCAUUUAAAUAUAAAGUUGUGAUUGCAGGUAAUCACGAUAUAUCAUUGGAUACAGAAAAUUAUAAAUCAAAAUUAAGGGAUUAUCAUCAUAAAGUUUCAAAUUUUAAUGAUGAAGAAUUGCUAUAGAAACUAAAAGAUAAUUGCAUUUAUCUAUUAAAUUCUUCAAUUGUAAUUGAUGGUAUUAAAAUUUGGGGUAGUCCUUAUUCAUUAGAGUUUUGUACUUGGGCAUUUUAAUUAAAGAAUGAAAAUGCUGAAGUAUUUUGGUCUUAAAUAGAAGAAGAUAGUGAUAUAAUUGUUACUCAUGGUCCACCUUUGAAUCAUGGCGAUUUGGUUGAUAAUUGGGGAAAUAAAAAACAUGUUGGAGAUGAAGCAUUAUUAAAAAGAGUAUUAAAAAUUAAACCGAAAUAUCAUCUUUUUGGACACAUUCAUGAAGGAUAUGGAAAAACAGAGUAAGAAGGAGUUAAUUUUAUCAAUUGUAGUCUAGUAAAUAGAAAUUAUAAAGUUGUAAAUGAACCAUUUAUAUUUAAAUUGCCAAAAAAAUAAGUUAUAAUAUGA